Molecule: messenger RNA, 2016 nt
Organism: Drepanopeziza brunnea f. sp. 'multigermtubi' MB_m1
Lineage: Eukaryota; Fungi; Ascomycota; Leotiomycetes; Helotiales; Drepanopezizaceae
Biological process (GO): protein phosphorylation
Cellular component (GO): cytosol; nucleus; cytoplasm
Molecular function (GO): eukaryotic translation initiation factor 2alpha kinase activity; ATP binding
Source: RefSeq, a predicted model, not a curated record
AUGUCUCUCGUCCCAUACUCCUCUCGCGAUAGCCGUGAGAUUGUCCUUCGUCACAACGAUGCCAUUGUCAUCCGCGACCCUCAAACCCGACAGCUGAUCCUGCGAGGGGCGACUCCUUCCCCUUCCUUCUCCGACUGCCCAACUUGCCACCGACCUUUCCGCGCCCCGUCCCCCGAAAGGCAAUCCUCUCCACAUCGAGCCUCUCCGUUCAUCAGCCCCGAAUACUUUCGCAUGCUGCAGGCUGCCCAUGAUGGUGGAGAAGAACAUGAAUCACCACCGAGCCCGGUCAGGAGGCUCGUCCAGCCUGCCCUUUCAUCCGCAGCGAGUAGUACUGGGGGAUCAGUGUCAGAUGCGGAAUUUUUAAUGAGAACGCCGACUCCACAGACGGGUCACAGUAUCAAAAAAGAAGCCUUCAGUCCGAAUUACUUCCAGAGAUUCUUCAUUGAGGAAAAGGAGCUCGGAAGGGGUGGGAAGGGCGUGGUGCUGCUGGUGCGCCAUGAGCUGGAUGGCGUCUCGCUGGGCCAAUUCGCAUGCAAGAGAGUGCCGGUUGGUGACGACCAUGCCUGGCUUGAGAAAGUUCUCAUUGAAGUCCAGCUUCUCCAAGGACUAUCACACCCCAAUCUUGUCUCCUACCGCCACGUGUGGUUGGAAGAUGUCACACUCAACCGCUUCAGUCCCUCUGUUCCUUGCGCAUUUAUUCUGCAACAGUAUUGUAACUCUGGGGAUCUGCUACACUAUAUCAUUGGUCCCCCUCCGCAGAUGAAAAGUACAAAGGAGCAACUGAAAGAGCAAAUGCGAAGACGAUCGAGAGGACAGGGGGAGCGGCCCGAUCUAAAAUCUUUACAGCGGAAGCUGUCUUUCGAAGAAAUCUACUCGUUCUUCAAGGACAUCACGUCUGGGCUCGCGCAUCUUCACGCUUCAAAUUACAUCCAUCGAGAUCUCAAGCCCAGCAACUGUUUGCUCCACAGGGAUGGAAAUGAGUUCCGAUGCUUGAUCAGUGACUUUGGAGAAGUCCAGGCGGAGAAUGUGGUUCGAAAGUCCACUGGGUCCACCGGAACAAUAUCAUACUGCGCUCCAGAAGUCUUGAAGCAAGAUCAGUUCGGGCGCUAUGGAAACUUCACUACGAAGUCGGAUAUCUUCAGUCUCGGCAUGAUCCUCUAUUUCAUGUGCUUUGGGCGACUGCCCUACAAGAGCGCCGACAGUAUUCAAGAAGAGUUUGAGGAUAUGGAUAUGCUCAGGGCAGAGAUCAGUGGCUGGUCUGGCUUCCAUGACGAAAGGUUGGAAAGACCCGAACUACCCAAUCAACUCUACGACUUCUUGAAGCGACUGCUGGCAUUGGAUCCUAGCGAGAGGCCCAGUGCAAACGACAUCCUCACCGCGAUUCGCACAGAAAAGGGGCUUGAGACCCCCGCAAGGAACGGGAGUAACCCGGGGCUUGGUGGCCGGAUCAUUCAGUCUUUCGAAUCUCCGAUGCCGCCAGGCAGUCCAAUCAACGAACCGAGCAAACGAGUACGCUCAGGCGCAUACAUCGAAGAUGCCACUGAACCUACAUUGUCCCCCCCACCCCCCAGCUCACAACUACUCCUGGAAUCCAAUUCAGAUGCUCGAUCCUCAAGCCCGCGUCGCAGUGAGUCACCGCCAGUCAAUCCCAAGACCCCACUGUUGAUGCCGCCGCCAUCAACGGCGCUCUCACGAUUUCAGCACCGGCUUUCGAUACACAGACAUUAUGCGGAAACUUGGGCCCGCAGGAACCGGCAAGUGCUGGAGCUGUUCCUCAGGUUGGGUCUCUUCCUCGGCAAGCUAUUGAGCCUCACCAGACCGUGCGCGCCCCUUGGCUCCCGGGACGUCGUGAUGUGGCCCUUGAUGCUCCUGGCGGGUUUGGAGCUGGCGAUCGGUACCAGGGUCGGGUGGCUUACCUUGGGGCUGUUGCUUGUGCAUCUCCUCGUGUUGGGUGUGACGAUGAAGUUUGGUGGUGGUCUGUGCGCUAGGGGUCAGAGCUGGGGAUGGGCAGAGUGA